Messenger RNA from Adineta ricciae, 504 nucleotides. NCBI's taxonomy places the organism in Eukaryota, Metazoa, Rotifera, Eurotatoria, Adinetida, Adinetidae. The record is from the annotation of a GenBank genome assembly.
AUGGGAUUAUUCAAUAGUGGUAAAAGUGAAAAAGUUGAAAAAGUUGAAAAAUUUGAAGAACAUCAUGAAAUUCAUUCACCUAAAAGUCGACAGACACGUGCAUCAAAGCAUCAUCGUCCAAAUAAAUAUGGAGCAAUUAUUCGACCAAUGCCUCAACCAUUACCAAUCAAUGGAAAUAUUUUUCAAGGAUCUGUUGGUUAUUCACCAAAUAUUUUUGCAAAUAUACCUCAAUAUAAAUAUGGAUUUCCAUCAAGUAUUCCAUAUGAUUUGAGUAAAUUUACUCCACCAACAUAUUCAUAUAAUCAAUAUCCAAUUGUUCCAACAACACCAAUGAAUUUAGCACCUAUUUGGUCAAAUGGAAUUUAUCCAUUUAAUGAUCGAUCACCAUUUCAACAAGCUCAACAACAACAACAACAACAACAACCAUUUAAUAGUUAUCAACAAACACCAUGGCCUUAUAUUCCUCAAUCUAAUUAUGCUUAUAUGCCACAAAUUAACUUUUAA